AUGUCGAUGCCAUGGCAGGUAUUGGGAGGACGUGUUGUGGCUAGGAAACUGUUUGUGAGGUUUAAUUCGGGCUCAAGAAGUAGAUGGUUGAGCAGACAGCAGAAUGAUUACUAUACUAGAGAGGCAAAGGUACAAAAUCUGCGAUCGAGAGCUGCAUUUAAGCUCAUGGAGAUUGACGACAAGUUCAAGAUAUUUUGUCGAAACACACCGCAGCGGGUUCUGGAUCUGGGGUUUGCACCGGGUGCCUGGUCCCAGGUGGCUUCAAGACGAAUUGGUGACGGCGGGAUGGUCCUUGGAGUGGACAUACUGCCGUGCAAUCCGCCCCCAGGGGUGAGUUCCAUACAGGCCAAUAUACUUUCCAGGAAAACCCAGGAACUGAUACGUCUUUACCUCUCCAAGCAUUUCAGGCUGAAUAAACACGAUGAUAUACACGAGGACCAUGGCUAUCUGCAACACAUGACGGAGGAACUGAGCCGCGAAAGCGAUUGUGAGACAUACCGCGAGGUAUUCUCACCAGACGUCGUGCCUGACAAGGUUGGCAAAUAUCCCAUUGACGUAAUUAUAAGUGAUAUGUAUGAACCGUGGCCCCAGGACUCUGGAUUUUGGACAAAUAUUACUAAUGCAGCAUACUACAGGAUGGCUAACACUUCUGGUUUGGCGAUACGAGAUCAUUAUCAAUCCAUAGAUCUGUGUGACGCGGCUUUGGUCACAGCAAUCGAUCUCUUGAGGCCACGAGGGCACUUUGUGUGUAAAUUAUACACUGGGAAAGAGGAUAAGCUGUUCGAGAAAAGAUUGAAAAAGGUGUUCAGACGUGUGAAUCGGUUCAAACCGGUCGCUUGCAGAGAUGAAUCCAAAGAGGUCUACUUUGUCGCCCGAGAAAAGAGAGACGGUGUCGACAAACUGCUGGUAUUUACUGAUUAA
This is a messenger RNA of Torulaspora globosa, 921 nucleotides long. RefSeq names its product 21S rRNA (uridine2791-2'-O) methyltransferase (gene MRM2). Gene Ontology annotation, molecular function: rRNA (uridine-2'-O-ribose)-methyltransferase activity. Gene Ontology annotation, biological process: RNA methylation. The transcript has a single exon. Bases 1 to 921 code for a protein of 306 amino acids. The record is from RefSeq and is a predicted model, not a curated record. NCBI's taxonomy places the organism in Eukaryota, Fungi, Ascomycota, Saccharomycetes, Saccharomycetales, Saccharomycetaceae. Gene Ontology annotation, cellular component: mitochondrion.